UGGCCAGUGCUGUGAAAUGCAUUUGUUGUUGUUUUAUAAUCGUUCAGUUUGGUUUUUAUUAAAUUGGCUUUAUUUUAAAUAAAAAUGAUACGCAAAUUGCAUUGCCUACUGCGAUUGCACAGCCCAGUCAACCGAACGGUCUACAGACAGCGAGCACCCACGCUCUUCACAAGAAGCUAUGCAACAACGGACGAUGCCAAUCGAAAUGCAAAUGCAGAUCCCAAGAGCAACAAUAAAAGCAAUAAGAGAGCUGGAACCACCAGCUCCUCAAAGAGCCUGCCCGCCAUACGGAAUCCGUUUGCUGCUGCGCAAGACAAGACGAAGAAUACCUACCUGACGAUGGUGGAAAUCUUUGAAGAGCGAGAUGUGCACCGUCGAAACCAUGUGGAGUUCAUAUAUGCGGCACUGAAGCAUAUGCCCGAUUUUAAUGUGGAACACGAUCUGGAAGUCUAUAAGGCGUUGAUAAAUGUGAUGCCCAAAGGGAAAUUUAUACCGACCAAUUUGUUUCAGGCGGAAUUCAUGCACUAUCCCAAACAGCAGCAAUGUAUAAUUGAUUUGCUCGAGCAGAUGGAGGAUUAUGGCGUUAUGCCCGACUAUGAAAUGGAAGCGAUGCUGCUGAAUGUGUUCGGCAACAAGGGACAUCCGUUGCGCAAGUAUUGGCGCAUGAUGUACUGGAUGCCCAAGUUCAAGAACUUAUCGCCAUGGCCACUGCCCGACCCGGUGCCCGACGAUACGCUAGAGAUAGCUAAGCUGGCCGUGGAGCGCAUGUGUACCGUGGACUUGCGUUCCAAAAUCGAUGUGUUCGAAACGAGGGAAAUAAAGGACUCGCUGGACGACACAUGGAUUGUGAGCGGCAUGAGCCCGGAACAGUCCAAGCUCUUGCGUGAGCAUUCUCGUCAGAAGGCGCUCUACAUUGAGGGUCCCUUUAACAUCUGGAUACGGAAUCGACGCAUCAAUUACUUUACGUUGCGUGCCGAUGCCGAUGCCCAGUUCUUGGCGCAACUGGACGAGCGCCAGGUGGAUGAUGAUGAUGUCACGCAGAUUGGUGUGCCAUUCUUUGGACGCGCACCACCGCGCCGGCACAAUCAGUUGGGUAAACUGCGCUCAGUUCACCAGCAAGAUGAUGGAACAAUUUUCGCCAUCUGUGCCACGGGCACCUCUACGAAAGACUCGCUGCUCUCGUGGAUACGCCUGCUGGAGGCGCGUGGCUAUGCGUCGCUUGGCGAAAUACCCGUCCUCUUUAGAUUCACAUCCAGUGUGCCCGCCAAGGCGGAGGAAAUCGAGGGCCCCGCCAACAUGCCAGCGCAAACCAGUGAUACCGCCAGCAGCCAUAGGGAGGAGCACACUGAGACUGGCAGCAGGCCGUAGUGAAUUAUUUAAAAUAAAUUAAUUGUUGAACCCAGAA
Drosophila grimshawi is the source of this 1405-nucleotide messenger RNA. RefSeq names its product evolutionarily conserved signaling intermediate in Toll pathway, mitochondrial (gene ECSIT). The record is from RefSeq and is a predicted model, not a curated record. Gene Ontology annotation, cellular component: mitochondrion. The transcript has a single exon. Lineage: Eukaryota; Metazoa; Arthropoda; Insecta; Diptera; Drosophilidae. The coding region runs from base 85 to 1368 and encodes 427 amino acids.